UGUCAAUUAAAACAAAAGUAAUUAAAACUAAAUUGAGCACGAGGUCUUUUAGCUACAGCUCGGUCACCUGUCAACUUCCAGGUGAGCACGACUGCCUUCCGGGAAAUAUCUCACCACUUCCUUCAGUGGAGAACAAAAACGGCGAAUUAUUUUUGAAAAGUUCACGUUUGCUAAAUUAAAAUAAAAACAUAACCUAAAAUGGAGGCUUGUUUUCAGAUCAGUGUUAAUAGCCUAUUUAUUUAAUUCCCGCCCCUAAAACACGCCACCAGUAGUGUAUAGGUCCAACACACACCUCCAGUCAGAGAGAGAGAGAGAGAGAGAGAGAGAGAGAAAGAACCCGGCGUCUGUGCACUCGUUCACUCUUUCUCCAUGGCGAAACUCGUGUAAAUCGUGCUUUAUCCUGCUGUUUGAAGUAGCGAAUUACCGGUAGGAGAAGUCCAGCGUUUGGAAGAAUGGUGGUGCUGCAGAAUGUUUCUCCUCCACGAGAAGGAGUGAGACAUGAGGAAGUGGACAUUACCGCCGUGCUGGACGGGAAGAGACUGGGCUCAGGAACUCUUUGUGUUGCAGAAAGUCGUGUAUCCUGGGUUGAUGGGUCUGGAGUAGGAUUUUCUCUAGAUUAUCCCUCCAUCAGCCUCCAUGCCAUCUCCCGUGACCUGAGCGCGUAUCCUGCAGAGCAUCUGUACGUCCAGGUCAGCUCCAGGCAUCAAGAAGCUGCCAAGGAUGAUGAGGUGAAGGCCAAAGAGGAAGCAGAUGGCAGUAGCGAUGAUGACGAGGACGAUGACGACGUCUCCACAGGCGCGUUCACAGAGAUCCGCUUUGUUCCAAACGAUAAAGGAUCUUCUGCAGUGGAGAAGAUGUUCAUGGCCAUGUCCGAAUGCCAAGCCCUGCAUCCCGAUCCAGACGACUCCGACUCUGACUUCGAUGGUGACGAGUAUGAUGUCGAGGAGGCCGAACAAGGCCAAAUCGAUCUGCCCACAUAUUACUCGUUUGAGGAGGGCAUGUCUCAGCUGACCAUGGGAGGCCAGGCCACAUUGGAGAGGUUGGAAGGGACACUGGGUCAGUCCUCGGCCCCACAGCGCUGCAUGGCUGGAGUCAGGAGCGAGGACGCAGCCGCUGCACUAGACGAUGAAGCAAAGACAGACUCGGCUGCUCUUGGAGUGUCGGGGCAGUUUGACGACGCCGAAGUUGACCACUGAAGGAACAGAGAGCCUCUUGUUUUGUCUCGGCAGAAGCACUUGAAACAGAGCCGGAACGGGCUAGCAGGGCGAGACACUGAAUUGUGGAACGGAAGCCAAAGCCCUGGGCCUUAUGAAUGUUAAAUCACUAAAUCAUUGCACAAUUAUAGGCUAACACCAGCCUUCCUUUUUGUGCUGGCAACACUGUCAUACUGUCAAAUCAUCAUUUCUUUGUAACUUUUUGUAUUGACUUUUUUACUGACAAGGACCAGUGCGUACUAAUAUGUGCAUUUCAGUAAUGUAUUAAAUAAAGCUAAAUAUAAUCUCC
Pangasianodon hypophthalmus (striped catfish) is the source of this 1503-nucleotide messenger RNA. Its product is annotated as methylosome subunit pICln. The record is from RefSeq and is a predicted model, not a curated record. Lineage: Eukaryota; Metazoa; Chordata; Actinopteri; Siluriformes; Pangasiidae. Bases 453 to 1196 code for a protein of 247 amino acids. The transcript has 7 exons. Gene Ontology annotation, cellular component: spliceosomal complex; methylosome; cytosol. Gene Ontology annotation, biological process: cell volume homeostasis; chloride transport; mRNA cis splicing, via spliceosome.